Molecule: messenger RNA, 1716 nt
Organism: Paramuricea clavata
Lineage: Eukaryota; Metazoa; Cnidaria; Anthozoa; Malacalcyonacea; Plexauridae
Source: the annotation of a GenBank genome assembly
AUGGCGGACGGCAGCAAAAUUUUAAACUCGCCUACAGUAAGGAAUUUUAGUCUUGAUCGUGUUGAUAUACCCUCAAUAAAAUUGCUAAACAUUAAUACACACUUAGUCUAUGAUGGUACACGUAUAAAGUGGUCAAAUGAUCUGAUAUCUCUGAAGAAUUUUACCGAAAAUGUUGUCGGUUUGGUUGGUUGCUGGAGGUCGCCCGGUGGCAAAUCUAAACAGUUUGUAAGCAAUGACCUAGAUCUGACAAUGACUUGGCACCCAGGUAAGCAAAAUUCUUUGCUGUUCAGCGGGAAAGACGGUGAAUCCUUAAAGAAAUUAUUGAUAAGUAUUCUGAACACGCCAAGCGAUACUACACAUAAAAUACCGGACGAGCCAAAAUCAUCGACAGGAGAAUCGCGUGACAUUGGCAAAAUUACUAAUUCUAGUGAAUGCCCAAGCCAGUCUAUAGCUGAAAUAAAAGCGAUUAAGGAUAAAAUUGACGGUGUAUUUGUGAUUGUAAACAAGCUUUGUUAUUCUACAACUAGAUUACUAAAUGAAUUUUCUGCAAUUCUCGCCAGAAAGGAUCUUCACGAUUCCACUACCCAAACUGAUUUCGAAGUACAUAACAAUGUCGGAUUAAAUAUAGCUGAUGCCACAAACGCGAUAGAUAACCAGUGCACAUACACGCUUAGUGGUUUAUCGACCGAAAUUGAAGGUCUCAAACUAAACAUCAUAAUCACAGAAUCAAAUAUUUUAAGCAAAGUUCAGUCUAACAAUCAAGCGAUUGAGCAAAUUCGUCACGACCUAGACUCAAUCAAAAGCCAUCAGAGUAAAAGUAACUUCAUUUCAGACAAUAAUACUGUCCCAAUUACAAAUUCUGAAUCAAUUAAUGUUGGACCUACAGCUAACUCAACCAAGAUUGAUAGUACUGCUACGAUUCCCAUAUGUAAACAUGGUUCAAAUCAGUCUUGUGCUCAAUUACGGUCAACCGUAAUCUGCCAACAAAAUACCAACCCUCCCGGAGUAGCCCAGUUUUGUUCUGUUAGUAGUAACAAGCCAAAUAACAAGUUAACGCUCCAGGCCUACCCUAAUUCUAACAAACACGUUACCCAGCAAAUCGAAGGUGCACCAGGAAUAAAUAAAGGUCAACAGAAUCAUUAUAAAGUAUGCAAAUCCACCUCCGACCAUAAAUUAGAAACUCCCAAGGCCAAUCCUGAAGUAAUUAAAAUUGGAUCGACUGCUAACACAACAAAACCCCUUAGCGUAGGCGCUGGUUCUGCUAAACAUGAAUCAAAGCAGUAUUACGCUCAUCAUUACAACUUAGUCAGUCCUGUAAAACAAAGUAAUUCCCAUCAACAUUCGCAAGCUGUUUUUCGCCCACAAUCAAAUGUCAGUUGUGUGAAGCCAAAACCAAGAAAUAAACAGAAUGUACAACAUAUUUCAAACCUUAGUUGUGCUAAUACUGGCGAAAGUCAGCCGGCACCAAGUGGGACUGGAUCUUUGAAAUGGUUGGCCCGCCUACCUCUGGUUGAAACGCUUAACGCGACAGUUAGUAACCCCAUGGAUACAUCUCGAAGUGGGGCCGAACCCCUUGAUUGGAUAGGACGGUUGCCCCUACUUGUUAAUUACUCGACACAUGCGCCUCGCUCACGCCAGACUCAAAGGAAUGAAACAGGAAAGAUGAACCGGCAUACGUUUUUCGGUCGCGAUUCAGCCAGCAGGCAGACUGGUUGA